This is a messenger RNA of Merops nubicus (carmine bee-eater), 516 nucleotides long. RefSeq names its product glypican 6 (gene GPC6). The annotation marks the transcript as partial. Lineage: Eukaryota; Metazoa; Chordata; Aves; Coraciiformes; Meropidae. The transcript has 3 exons. Gene Ontology annotation, cellular component: extracellular region; synapse; plasma membrane. The record is from RefSeq and is a predicted model, not a curated record. Gene Ontology annotation, biological process: regulation of protein localization to membrane; regulation of signal transduction; cell migration.
GUAACAGACAUUAAAGAAAAGCUAAAGCUCUCUAAAAAGUUCUGGUCAACAUUACCCUACACAAUCUGCAAGGACGAGCGAGUGACAGCGGGGCCAUCAGUCGAGGAGGACUGCUGGAACGGCCACACCAAGGCAAGAUACUUGCCUGAGAUAAUGAAUGAUGGCUUAACCAACCAGAUCAACAAUCCAGAAGUAGACGUGGACAUCACAAGGCCAGACACCUUCAUUCGACAACAAAUCAUGGCCUUACGUGUCAUGACUAACAAACUGAAGAACGCAUAUAAUGGAAAUGAUGUCAACUUCCAGGACACAAGUGAUGAAACGAGCGGCUCAGGCAGCGGGAGCGGCUGCACGGAUGACAUUUGUCCCACCGAGUUUGAUUUUGUCACCACCGAAGCGCCACCGGUCGACUCUGACAGGAGGGAGGUGGAGGCUUCAGCCACGCAGCCUGGCUGCUCACUGCAGACGUUGCUCGUCAUCUUCAUCAGUCUCGCACUGCAGAGACAGUGGAGAUAA